This is a messenger RNA of Paramecium sonneborni, 1125 nucleotides long. The record is from the annotation of a GenBank genome assembly. Lineage: Eukaryota; Ciliophora; Oligohymenophorea; Peniculida; Parameciidae.
AAUGAAUCAUUAUGAAUAUUAAGACUGCUUUGAUGAUUCUAGACUUUAGGACCCAUUCAAAUAAACAGCCACAUUUUUCAAUCCAAACUAAUCAACACUAAAAAAUUCUAUAACAAGUUCCAAGGGAUCAGGAAGACCACAAAUGGAUUACACAUUUAAGCCUACUUAAACCCGCCUAACUCAGCAUGAGUCUCAGUAAAGUUUGAGCAAACGAAAUAAUGUAUAAAUUACGCAGAACAAGCUAAAUGUUUAACCAUCAAAAAUCACGUACCAAACUAAUCCUAUCUAGUUCUCCUGUUAAAGUUGUAAAACGGUUUAGUUAAAAGCCCCAAUCUCCUCCUUAACUUUACGAAUCUCGUAAUAAAGUUACUUAUUAAGAAUAAAUCAAAAGAAUUAAGGAAACAGACAUACGAGAUGAAUUCAUGCAUUAAAAUUUAUAAAAAGAUGUAUAACCUCCAAAACCUAUUAAUAAAAAUGCUAUAGGCUCACGUAUGCUUAGAUCAAAAAUGGAUGGGACUAUCAAUACUGCUGAUUCUGCAGCUAGAGUCCAAUUUCACACUAAUUAAAAUGAAACAGAUAAUGUUAGACUCUCAUCUGAUUAAAUGGACUUUCCCAGUUAUAAGAGAUCUCUCCUGGAAUCAGAUCGUUUUAAUAAUAGAUAGAAUUUAAAUGACCUUCUUAAAAAAAGUAAUUCAACUGCAUUUCUUCCUUAAAUCUAACCUAAAUUGUAAUAAGCCAAAAAUAUACCUUAUGGCUAUGGACCAGUAUCACAAUAAGAUACAGCCAUAAGAACUAACUCAUCCAAAUAAACUAUACCAGCAAAUGAAAUAUUAUAUGCUCAUCCUGAGGAUUCUUUGAUGAGAAAAUCAAAAACUGCUUAAGAAACCCUACGUGAAUAGGGAAGUUAAUAAACUCAGGGCAAAAUUUAGUAUAAGUUAAAUAGUGCCGAAUCUCAAGAUGUACUGCCUUAAAUUCAUUCUCCAAAUUAAGGAACCUAGUAAGGAUUCUCUUAGAGUAAAGGCCGAUCAUUUUUGUAGAGAAAACCAUAAGCUAAGAUAAUUAGCAGAUUAUUUUCAUCAAAAUCUGAUAAUAAAAAUAAUUGAUAUUUAUAAUAGAUGUGUGGAU